This is a messenger RNA of Microtus oregoni (creeping vole), 1129 nucleotides long. RefSeq names its product protein preY, mitochondrial-like. The coding region runs from base 97 to 435 and encodes 112 amino acids. NCBI's taxonomy places the organism in Eukaryota, Metazoa, Chordata, Mammalia, Rodentia, Cricetidae. The record is from RefSeq and is a predicted model, not a curated record. The transcript has 2 exons.
CUGCAUCCGGCAGAGCGCAGAGGGGGCGGGGCCUGGCCAGGGUGACCCGGCGGGUCGGUGUGGGGGAAGCGAGUUGCGUCGGAGUUCGGCGCGGUCAUGCUGGUCACCGCGUGCUGCAGGCUCACCCCGGCGCUGCGGGGGCCGCGCGCAUCGUCUGCGGUCUCCGGGAGGUAUCUGCUGGCGCCUGGGGUCAGGUCCUUCGCUGACCGGAGCGACAAGGCGGAGGAGCCCCGCACCUUCCACCCCGCACUGCUGCAGUUCCUCGUGUGUCCGCUUUCCAAGAAGCCGCUCAGAUAUGAAGCAUCAACAAAUGAAUUGAUUAAUGAAGAGUUGGGAAUAGCAUAUCCAAUCAUUGACGGGAUCCCUAACAUGAUACCACAGGCAGCAAGGACAAUACGUCAAAAUAAGAAGCAAGAAGAAGCGGAGCAACAUUAGACCAUGAUUGUUGAAAGUGUGACUACUGAGUUCUCGUAAUACUGUAUACCUUUAAAACAAGGAAGAGAACCCGGGGAAGAACAGUGGUUCACUUCUGCCUGCUUGACUCUUCUUCCACUGCUCUCCUUAGCAGGUCUUUUCUGAUCUGCUUUCUGGAGGAGAAUUUCCCACAGGGCUGCACCAGCACAACCGGACUUUGCUUUAACAGUCUGCUCUUGUCAACUGCCAUGCCAGUAUGUGUGUGUUCUUCUACCUAUGGACCUAGAUGGCUCUAAAGCGUAGUACAUGGAACCAGAGUCAGGAUGAUGUGUACAUUAGAAAGAGGUCUAAGGCAGCAUCUGUGGAAACUACAUGUAAACUUACAAAAAGACUUGUCUUGCUUCUGUCAGGCUAAGUCCAUGAGACAGGCUGGGGAAGCUUUUCAUGCAUGUACUGUCCUCAGCGUUUGGAUUCACACUUAUAACUGCUGUAUCAGAAUUUCAGCAAAAUAUCUCAGUGUAGAUUGACAACUGAAGUCACUGCCUGAGGCCUGCUUCCCGUCCCAGUCAUUAAGGAUUAGUCCUUCGGAAUGUUUGUUUAUUUCAAGGUCAGUGGUAAGCUUAAGUACUUAGAAAAUUCUGAGUGUGUAAAAUUACCUCCAUUACUUUGACAUCACAUGCUUACAUCAAUAAUAAAAUAAAAUGUUGACAGUUUA